Molecule: messenger RNA, 1100 nt
Organism: Eutrema salsugineum
Lineage: Eukaryota; Viridiplantae; Streptophyta; Magnoliopsida; Brassicales; Brassicaceae
Product: OPA3-like protein
Exons: 4
Coding region: 285-836 (183 amino acids)
Biological process (GO): regulation of lipid metabolic process
Cellular component (GO): mitochondrion
Source: RefSeq, a predicted model, not a curated record
GUGGUAGAAGAAAGAAGAUGCCUUCCCGUUUCAGACCCCAUUCAAGCGAGUCAGCCUCUUAAGCCUCUCUUUCUUCUUCUUCUUCGUCAAAUCCCAUCUGUAAAAAAUUCGAAAAACCCUUGAUCUAACCUUCCUACGAGUUUUCAAUAAUCCCAUGGCGAUUUCUCUUCUCUUAUAAUACAUUUUGCUCACCCAGAUUAGUUCCAGACCCCUCGCAUUCUCUCUCCCUCUCUGUUCGAAUCAACUGAAAAUUCCUCUUUUUGUGAGGUUUUUGGAACUCAAAAAUGGUGUUGCCGUUGAUGAAACUGGGCACCCUAGCUGUAAAAACCAUAAGUAAGCCCUUAGCUAGUCAGCUUAAGCACCAAGCCAAGGUUCAUCCCAAGUUUCGUCAAUUCAUCAUCAACUUCGCUCAGAGAAACCACAGAAUAACGACGCAGAUGCAAAGAAGGAUAUAUGGUCAUGCCACUGAUGUGGAGAUUCGUCCCUUGGACGAGGAAAAGGCUGUUCAAGCUGCUGUAGACCUAAUCGGAGAGCUCUUUAUCUUUGCGGUUGGAGGAGGCGUUGUUGUUUUUGAGGUGCAAAGAAGUUCGCGGUCAGAAGCAAGAAAAGAGGAAGCGCGCAAGCAAGAACUAGAGGAGUUGAGAACAAAAGAUGAAGAACUGGAAAAACAAGUCGCGGAUCUCAAGAGCAAACUGUUAGAGCUUGAACAACUUGCUAAGGCACGGGGACUGACUGGUAUUUUCCAGUUAAGACAGCAGCCCGGUACUACAGGUAGCGAGAAACCAGCCGAAAAAGGAAACCAGCUUAAAAAUCCGGGUGAAUCAUCAUCAUCUUAAUCAGUCUCCAAGUCUCAACCAAAGUUAACAGAUACGGUAAUGAUUCUUUUCUUACAAGAGCAAGGAGUUUAUGAUUCUCUCCUUAACAUUCUUGUAGAUCGACCAUCAUUCAUAGAUACAUACAUGUAUCCUCGUCAUACUCAUCAAGAACAAUCUGCUUUAUACCAACCAUCUAGUCAAAAUAGGUGACAAAUAAAAACAGUUUUGAUGUUGAAGUUUAAAUGAUCGUGCUCCUUUGUCUUUGCAACACUUUUUGCUUAGAUU